Cyclospora cayetanensis is the source of this 1083-nucleotide messenger RNA. RefSeq lists its product as uncharacterized. The record is from RefSeq and is a predicted model, not a curated record. Lineage: Eukaryota; Apicomplexa; Conoidasida; Eucoccidiorida; Eimeriidae. The transcript is spliced from 3 exons. The coding region runs from base 1 to 1083 and encodes 360 amino acids.
AUGGGGGGCAUCCUGAGAGGACAGAAGGGCCGCAGCUCCAGGUGCAGUCUUGCUGUGGCCCUUCAGACUCUCCUUGCUCUCUCUGGUGCAGCAUUUUUAGUCGCUUCUGCCUCUACGACGGAGUCUCAGGUGUACCUAAAGAGGCAGAACGAGGCCAGCGCCGCGAACGCAGAGGGCCUCCCAUGUACUACCGGCCUGAGAGACGCCAUUAACGCCGCGAUUCUGCAAGCGCACAGCGAGCACUUUGUGCCGAACGUGUUGAUGCAACGUUACAAGACAGUGCCUUAUGUGCCACUGCUGGCAUGCCCUCCGUACACGGGGCCUUCAGGCCCUUCCUUCUGGCCUGAACUUUCGGAUCUGCAUCCCUCCGAUCUUCUCCUCAAGGUGCUCAACCGUCAGUCGCUUAGGGUAGCCUCCUACGGGCCGCCCCCCUCGAAGGACGAGGACAAACUCGGAGCAAGCAGAGCUGCACGCGGAUACAACUGGGGGCAUGAAGGGGAUUACAGCAAGCCGCAGAUUUCAGGGUUCCUCCCUGACUAUUUGCGUCACUUGGCAGAACUGAUCUCUGCCAAGUACAAAGUGCCCCUACGCGUUGAAUGGGUCUUUUACACAACGGGCACGGCGUGUCUCCUCUCCGUAAUCAAUGGAGAGACGGACAUGACAGACAUCUACUUCCUCCAGUCACUGCCUGAUGAAGACACGCUUCCCCUCAAGCAGGCCCUUUCUUCCCCCACGGCCGCAGCCACUUCCGCCGCGGCUACUCACCAGACACCUCCUCUUAUGGCCGAACACUUUUACAGGACUUGCCCUGUGGUGGCGUCUAGCGCUUCCUUUGUCUGCAAGAAAGACAUGCAGGUUGAGACAAUAGGUGACAUUGCAGUGUACAUACGGGGUCACCCGCAAAGCGCCAGAGUGGCGUACCUCACUGCCGCGAACAAGCGCACUCUCCACUUCCUGCUACCUCCAGAAACUGAUUUCGUUAUUCUCACAAGUAAGAGAGCGGCAGGGAGAGAGGGGCUGGCUACAUUUCACUUUGUGUGGCGAGGGGAUGGCCUCGGAGCCGAACAGUCGUGGCUAGGCUGA